This is a messenger RNA of Oncorhynchus mykiss (rainbow trout), 5437 nucleotides long. NCBI's taxonomy places the organism in Eukaryota, Metazoa, Chordata, Actinopteri, Salmoniformes, Salmonidae. The record is from RefSeq and is a predicted model, not a curated record.
GGUGAUGCACAUUGCCCUUUACCCUAUGUCAGUCUGAAGAUAGUGGCUCAGAAGAUUACUCUGUUUCCAUGCACCACACAGCGUAAAAGCACCCAUAAAGAUCACAGAGAGAGGAAAGAGGCAUAGCAACAACCUACCAAGCAAAUGUAGCUCAUCUAGCUACCAAAUUCCCAUAAGGCGGAAGUCAAAUACUGUGCCUGCCCUGGCUUGCCCUCCCUACAUUCUGCCCUUUAAGCAGUCAAACAAAGAAGCUACAGCCUACAGCAGCAUUCUCAAACCGAGCAACCCAUCUCAGUGGUGUGUGUGUGUGUGUGUGUGUGUGUUCACAGGGCUGAUCUAGGUCAGAGGACAGUAGUAUUUGUCUUCCCGUGAGAAGGGAAUUACAACCUCUAAAAUGAGUCUCUCUGCAGAGAGAGAGGAGGGGGACAGUUUUUCGAAAAAUAUUCUCUCAGGCGAGAAAGAGGAGCAGGAGAGACCAGUGUCUCCUGUACCCAGCUGUGUGUCCAUGAAGAGUGACAUGUCAAUCGAUCCUCCGUAUAACUUCAGUAAAGAACCAUUGUCCAGUGAACAGUGGGUCCAUCAGGAGAGACCAGCAUCUCCUGUAACCAGCUGUGUGUCUAUGAAGAGUGACCAGUCUAUGGGACCACCAAUCAACUUUUCCAGUGAACAGGGGGUCCAUCAGGAGAGACCAGUGUCUCCUGUAACCAGCUGUGUGUCUAUGAAGAGUGACCAGUCUAUGGGACCACCAAUCAACUUUUCCAGUGAACAAGGGAUCCAACAAGAGAGACCAGUGUCUCCUGUACCCAGCUGUUUGUCUAUGAAGAGUGACAAGUCUAUGGACCUGCCAAAGAGGUUCAGUAAUGAACCACUUAUGUCAAAUAAAAUGUUAUUACAAUAUUUAGAGUUCAUGGUUUCUUUAAAACAAAACUCAAACACGCACCCAGGACUUCUUGUUCUUUGUAAAGAUGUAAAAGUUUGUUUUGACAGGGUCCCUCCACUCCCUCAGCAGAGACAGGACUGUCCUCCUUCCUGCACUGUGUCCAUGGAGCCAUAUGAAGGAGCGAAUGUCUUUCCCGUAGAUCAGAAAAUGCACCAAAAUGUCAGUGCUGAGGCAGAAAUCCAAGAGAAGCUCAAAUCAACUCUGAAGAAGAGAUUUCAGUGUGUUUUUGAGGGACUAGCACAGCAAGGAAACCCUACACUUCUCAAUGACAUCUACACAGAGAUUUUCAUCACUGAAGGUGGAAGUGGAAAGGUCAAUAAUGACCAUGAGAUAAGACAGAUUGAGGCAGCAUCCAAGAGACCAGCAACACAAGAUACACCAAUCAAAUGUAAUGACAUCUUUAAACCCUUACCUGGACAAGACAGGCGUAUAAAAGCUGCGUUGACAAAGGGAGUCGCUGGCAUUGGAAAGACCAUUUCUGUGCAGAAGUUUAUUCUGGACUGGGCCGAAGGAAAAGCCAAUAAGGAUAUUCAGUUCAUAUUUCCACUUCCUUUUCGUGAGCUGAAUUUGAUGAGGACGAAGAGAUGCAGUUUGAUGGAACUUUUACAAUAUUUUUUCAUGGAAAUGAAAGAAUCCAAAAUGAUUAACUAUGAUGAGUGCAAAGUCCUGUUUGUAUUUGAUGGUCUGGAUGAGUGUCGACUCCCUCUUGACUUCCAGAACAAUAAGACCUGUUUUGAUGUCUCAGAGUCAACCUCAGUUGAUGUGCUGCUGACAAACCUUAUUAAAGGGAAUCUGUUACCCUCUGCGCUUCUCUGGACAACCUCCCGACCUGCAGCAGCCAAUCAGAUCCCUCCUGAGUGUGUUGACCAGGUGACAGAGGUACGAGGGUUCAAUGACCCACAGAAGGAGGAGUACUUCAGGAAGAGAUUCAGUGAUGAGAACCUGGCCAGCAGAAUCAUCUCACACAUUAAAUCCUCAAAGAGUCUCUACAUCAUGUGCCACAUACCAGUUUUCUGUUGGGUUUCAGCCACUGUUCUAGAGAGAAUGUUGGGUGAAGCAGAGAGUGGAGAGAUCCCGAAGACUCUGACUCAAAUGUGCACACACUUCCUGAUCUUUCAGACCAAACAGAGUAGUAAAAAGUAUCUUGGAGAAGAUUACAUUGAUCACCACUGGAAUACAGUAAUGAUAAUGAAACUGGGGAAACUGGCUUAUCAACAGCUGGAAAAAGGUAAUCUGAUCUUCUACGAGGAAGACCUAAGAGAAUGUGGCAUUGAUGUCACAGAAGCAUCCGUGUACUCAGGAGUGUGCACACAGAUCUUUAGAGAGGAGAAAGGGCUGUGCCAGGAGAAGUUAUUCUGCUUUGUACAUCUAAGCAUUCAGGAGUUUUUAGCUGCUCUGUAUGUGUUUCUCACAUUCAAAAACAGCAAUGUAAAUCUUCUCUCUCAAGGUGUAAAUAUUAAGACAAUGUCAGGAGAAACACCUGCAUUGUUUCUACACAAAAGUGCAGUGGACAAGGCCUUACAAAGUAUGAAUGGACACCUGGACCUGUUCCUCCGUUUCCUUCUGGGCCUAUCACUGGAGUCCAAUCAAACUCUCUUACAAGGCUUACUGUCACAGACAGAAAGCAAGUCCCAAAGCAGUGAGGAAACAGCCAAGUACAUAAAGAUGAAGAUCAAGAAGAAUCCCUCUCCAGAGAGGUGCAUCAACCUGUUCCACUGUCUGAAUGAACUGAAUGACAUUUCUCUAGUGGAGGAGAUCCAAAGCUAUCUGAGCUCAGGAAGUCUCUCAAAAGCUGAACUGUCACCUGCACAGUGGUCUGCUCUGGUCUUUGUUUUGCUGACUUCAGUGGAGAAGCAGGAUGUUUUCGAACUGAGAAAGUAUUUCAGAUCAGAGGAGGGUCUUCUUAGGCUGCUACCAGUGGUCAAAGCCACCAGAACAGCAAUCCUGAAAGAUUGUAACUUGACUGAAAGAUGCUGUAAGUCUUUAGCUUCAGCUCUCAGAUCGAACUCUUCUUCACUGAGAGAGCUGGACCUGAGUGACAAUAAACUGCAGGAUUCAGGAGUGAAGCUGCUCUCUGAUGGAUUGAAGAAUCCAGGUUGUAAAUUGAAGACACUGAGGCUGAAGAGCUGUGGUACCACAAAGAUUGGCUGUGCUUCUCUGGCUUCAGCUCUAAGGUCAAACUCCUCCCACCUGAGAGAGCUGGAUCUGAGCAGGAAUAUCCUUGGAGACUCUGGGCUAAAGCUGCUCUCUACUGUACUGGAGGAUCCACACUGUAAACUGGACAUACUGAGCCUUUCUGGUUGUGGAGUCACAGAGGAGGGUUGUACUUCUCUGGCUUCAGCUCUGAGGUCAAACCCCUCACACCUGAGAGAACUCGACCUGAACAACAACCAACCAGGAGACUCAGGAGUGAAGCUGCUCUCUGCUGUCCUGGAAAAUCCACAGUGUAAAUUGCAAAAACUGAAGCUGUAUAACUCUAAAACCACAGAGGAAGGAUGUUAUUAUCUGGCUUCAGCUCUGAUGACAAACCCCUCACACCUGAGAGAGCUUGACCUAGGUGGAAAUAAGUUAAGAGACUCAGGAAUUAACCAUCUCUCUGCUGCACUGAAGGAACCACAAUGUCAACUGGAAACACUGAGGAUGGUAGGCUGUGGAGUCACAGAGGAGAGCUGUGCUUCUCUGGCUUCAGCUCUGAGGUCAAACCCCUCACAUCUGAGAGAGCUGGACCUGACCAACAACCAACCAGGAGACUCAGGUGUGAAGAUGCUCUCUGCUGUCCUGGAGGAGCCACUCUGUAAACUGGAAAGACUUUCGCUGAAAUGCUGUAACCUCACUGAGAAAUGCUGUGGGUCUCUGGCCUCAGCUCUCAGCUCAAACUCCUCUAGUCUGAGAGAGCUGCACCUGAGUCACAAUAACCUACAGGAUUCAGGAGUGAAGCUGCUCUCUGCUGGACUGGGGAAUACACACUGUAAAGUGGAAAAACUGGGGCUGUUAUAUUGUUGGGUCACAUGGGAAGGCUGUGCCUCUUUGGCUUCAGCUCUGAGGUCAAACCCCUCACACCUGAAAGAGCUAGAUCUACAAAUGAAUAAACCAGGAGACUCAGGGGAGAAGAUGCUCUCUGAUGUCUUGGAGGAUCCACUCUGUAAACUGGAGAAACUUACUGUAUAAUGUACUCUGUACAACGUUUUUGUCUGAUAAAACUAUUAUGGUACAUUUCCACCUUUUUUAAUGCAUUUUCAUACAUUUCAAGAAGAGUUUUCUGUGAAGAAACCUUUUCUGUCUGCAGACAUUUUCACUGCAUGCAUGGGGAAAUGUCACACAAACAUUGUUAUAACAAGAAACAAGGAUGUUUGUUGCAUCCUUGUGAAUGCUGGGUUGUUAGCUAAUAAUUCAGAGACAGCGGGAAGAUAUAGUUUAAAAAAUAUACACUACCAUUCAAAAGUUUGGGGUCACUUAGAAAUGUCCUAACCGGAAUAGAAAGAGUGGGAGGCCCCGGUGCACAACUGAGCAAGAGGACAAGUACAUUAGUGUCUAGUUUAAGAAACAGACGCCUCACAAGUCCUCAACUGGCAGCUUCACUAAAUAGUACCCGCAAAACACCAGUCUCAACGUCAACAGUGAAGAGGCAACUCCGGGAUGCUGGCCUUCUAGGCAGAGUUCCUCUGUCCAGUGUCUGUGUUCUUUUGCCCAUAUUAAUAUUUUAUUUUAAUUGGCCAGUCUGAGACAUUCAACUCUGGUUUUGUUGGUUGCUUUUCCUUCACUCUGCAGUCCAACUCAUCCCAAAACAUCUCAAUUGGGUUGAGGUUGGGUGAUUGUGGAGAACAGGUCAUCUGAUGCAGCACCCCAUUGCUCUCCUUGGUCAAAUAGCCCUUACACCGCCUGGAGGUGAGUUUUGGGGUCAUUGUUCUGUUAAAAACAAAUGAUAGUCCCUCUAAGCUCAAACCAGAUGGGAUGGCAUAUAGCUGGAGAAUGCUGUGAUAGCCAUGCUGGUUAAGUAUACCUUGAAUUCUUAAUAAAUUAACCAACACUGUCACCAGCAAAGCACCUCCACACCAUCACACCUCCUCAUCCAUGCUUCAUGGUGGGAACCACACAUGCGGAGAUUAUCCGUUCAGCUACUCUGCGUCUCACAAAGACAGUGGUUGGAACCAAAAAUCUCACAUUUGGAUUCAUCAGACCAAAGGACAGAUUUCCACCAGUCUAAUGUUGUUACGCCAUGACCUUAGAGAUCCUUUUUAUGUCUCUAUUUGGUUUGGUCAGGGUGUGAUUUGGGGUGGGUAUUCUAUGUUCAAUUAUUUGUAUUUCUAUGUUUUGGCCGGGUAGGGUUCUCAAUCAGGGACUGCUGUCUAUCGUUGUCUCCAAUUGAGAACCAUACUUAGGUAACCCUUUUCCCACCUGUCUUUGUGGGAAGUUGACUUUUGUUUAUGGCACAUAGCGUCACGGUUGUUUUCUCGUUUGUUGGCUUCAUUUGUUAUAAUAAAAGAAAAUGUACGCACA